AAGCGGCCGCCUCCCUGUGCCCCGCCCCUAGGACUGGGCUCUCUGGCUCCGGCUCCUCCCGGCCCUCUCCCGGCUCCCUCCGGCUCCAGCUCCGGCGCUGCGGCGGCGGGCAAUUUCAGUGGUGCAGAAUGGCUGACCUCAGUCUUACAGAUGCUUUAACAGACCCACCUCCAGAAAUUGAGGAAGAGAUAAAACGGGACUUUAUUGCCACAUUGGAGGCAGAGGCCUUUGAUGAUGUUGUGGGAGAAACUGUUGGAAAAACAGACUAUAUUCCUCUUCUGGACGUUGAUGAAAAAACUGGGAAUUCGGAGUCAAAGAAGAAAUCAUGCUCAGAUACAAACCAGGUUGAAGGUCCUCCAUCUUCUAAACCAGCAGUGCUAGCCAACGGUGAUCAUGGAAUAGGAGGAAAUGAUUCUACAGGGUCUCCAACUGCAUUCCUUGAAGAGAAAAUGGCCUACCAAGGAUAUCAGAACAACCAGGGCUGGCCAGAAAAUACAAACUUUUGCUUUGAACCUGAGCAAGUGGUAAAUCCUAUCCAGACUGAUCCUUUUAAGAUGCACCAUGAUGAUGGCCUGUCAGAGUUCCUCUUCCUCCCAGGUGGAACAACUAAUGCUUCAACAUUUUCAGAACAAAAUGAUUCCCUGAAAAACACUUAUGGUCUGUUUCCAUGUGACACCUUUGCUCCUGAGGGGUGGUCUGUGGAAACCCCAAACUCCCCACAUUCUGAACCUUUCACUUCCCCAGAGGUUACUACCCAACUUCUGCAACCAACAGCAGUGCCAGUUGAGGAGGUAGAAAUGGCAUCACCAGAAGAGAGGACACCAACAAAAGCAUUGGAAACAAUGGGACUGAAGGCUGUUGAUAUGACACCCUCUGGUGAAACAUUGAUUGUACCAGCCAAAGACGUGGCACCAUCCACAGAAACAGAGGUGACAGUGGCUAAAGACAUGGAACCACUUACCAAAUCAGAUGUGGCACUAGCCAAGGACAUGGAAUCAUCCAUUGACUCAAACAUAACUCUAGUCAAGGACAUGGGCCUACCCAUAGAACCAGAGAAGACUGCUGUUCAGGAUGUCAUAUUGCCUACAGAAAAAGAUGUGUCAUCAGCCAAGGGCAUGGGACUGCCCACAGAAAUAGAGGUAGCACCAGCCAAGGAUGUAAUACUAGUCAAAGAAACAGAGAGGAUACCACCUAUGCAAAUGGAUUUGACCCCAGCUGAGGGCAUGAUACCACCCACAGAUAAAGAGAUGGUCCCAGCCAUGGGUGUGUUAUCACUCUCAGAAAUAGAAGUGGCACUGGAUAAAGAUGUUAUAUCAACCACUGAAAAAUCCUCAGGCAAGGAGACAACCUUGUCUUCAGAAACAGAGGUGGCUCUAACUGGGGAUGUGGUGUUGACCCCAGAAACCAAGAUGGUCUUGACCAACAAUGUGGCACUACCCAUAGAAACAGAGGUAGCUCCAGUCAAGGACAUGGCUCCAUCUCCAAAAACAGAAGUGACCCCAGUCAAGGACAUGGUUCCACCUCUUGAAUUGACCCUGGGUAAGGAUAUGGUUCUCACCCAAGAAACAGAAAUAGCCCUGGCCAAGGAUGUUCCUCUACCUCCACAAACAGAGGUAAUCCUGCCUAAGGAUGUGCCUCUGUCUCCUGGAAGAGAGAUGAAUCUGGACAACAGUGUGACUCUAGCCAAGGAUGUUGCACUGCCCUCUGAAACAGAGGUUGCAUCAGUUCCAGUAAAGGACGUGGAAGUUGCACAGAAUGUGGAAGAAAUAAGUGAGGAUUCCCAAAUAGAAUUUCUCCAACAUAAGGGACAAUCAGCUGCACCUGCUUUGGGGAUUUCACCAGAACCAGUCACAGCUGUGGGCCAAAAAGACAACUUGCCAACAUCCGAGGAUUCUGUGUUAGAGAAGCCGGAGCAAGAGAAACCAUCCAAUAAUCAAUGUUCUGAAUAUUCUUCGGAGACCUCUGGAAUAGCCAAGCCAGAAGAAGGACGACCUGCUCUGAGUGUGACCGGAAAUGACAUCACCGCCCCUCCAAACAAGGAGCUCCCACCAAGUCCAGAAAAGAAAACAAAGCUUUUGGCCACCAGUCAACCUGCAAAGACUUCAACAUCGAAAGCCAAAAUACAGUCCACUUCUCUCCCUAAGCAACCAGCUCCCACCACCUUUGGUGGGUCGAAUAAAAAACCCAUGAGCCUUGCUUCAGGCUUAGUACCAGCUGCCCCACCCAAACGCCCUGCUGCCACCACUACCAGGUCUUCCAUCUUACCUUCAAAAGACGUGAAGCCCAAGCCUGUCACAGAGGCAAAGAUUCCUGACAAACGGGUCUCACCAUCCAAGCCAGCCUCUGCCCCCGCCCUCAGACCUGGCUCUAAGAGCACUCAGACUGGUCCAAAAGUCACAACAUCUGCCACUCUUACCUCAACUGGGCCAAGCAGUCGGAGCCCCCCCAUAGCCCCUUCCAAGAGGCCCACUGCUGUCAAGACUGAGGGAAAACCUGCAGACAUCAAGAAGAUGGCUACAAAGCCUGUACCAGCUGACUUGAGUCGCUCAAGGAGCACCUCUGCCAUUUCUGUGAAGAAAAACACCACUGUCCCUGGGGCAGCGUCCCCAGCUGGGGCGGCUCCCAGUCGAAUCAAGUCCACACCCACACCUCCCCGGCCUUCUGUGACGCCUUCUGUAGAGAAGAAGCCCACAUCAGCCAAGUCCAGCUCCUCUGCUCCCAGGCUGAGCCGCCUGACUACCAAUGCUUCUGCCCCUGAUCUGAAAAAUGUCCGCUCUAAGGUUGGCUCCACGGAAAACAUCAAGCAUCAGCCUGGAGGAGGCCGGGCCAAAGUAGAGAAAAAAACAGAGGCAGCUGCCACAGCUCGAAAGCCUGAACCUAAUGCUGUCACUAAAUCAGCCGGCCCAAUUGUGAGUGCGCAGAAACCGACUGCUGGGAAAGUCCAGAUAGUCUCCAAAAAAGUGAGCUACAGCCAUAUUCAGUCCAAGUGUGGUUCCAAGGACAAUAUUAAGCAUGUCCCUGGAGGUGGUAAUGUUCAGAUUCAGAACAAAAAGGUGGACAUCUCUAAGGUCUCCUCCAAGUGUGGGUCCAAAGCCAACAUCAAACAUAAGCCUGGUGGAGGAGAUGUCAAGAUUGAAAGUCAGAAGUUGAACUUCAAAGAAAAGGCCCAGGCGAAGGUGGGAUCCCUCGAUAAUGUGGGCCACCUGCCUGCAGGAGGUGCCGUGAAGACUGAGGGCGGUGGCAGCGAGGCCCCUCCGUGUCCUGGCCCCCCUGCUGGGGAGGAGCUGGCCAUCCCUGAGGCAGCGCCUGAAGCUGGCGCCCCCACUCCAGCCAGUGGCCUCAAUGGCCACACCACCCUGUCAGGGGGUGGUGACCAAAGGGAGGCCCAGACCUUGGACACCCAGAUCCAGGAGACAAAUUGAGACCUACAGGCUGACGUUCCGGGCAAAUGCCAGGG
This is a messenger RNA of Talpa occidentalis (Iberian mole), 3457 nucleotides long. RefSeq names its product microtubule associated protein 4 (gene MAP4). Gene Ontology annotation, cellular component: neuron projection. Lineage: Eukaryota; Metazoa; Chordata; Mammalia; Eulipotyphla; Talpidae. The record is from RefSeq and is a predicted model, not a curated record. Gene Ontology annotation, molecular function: microtubule binding. The transcript has 19 exons. Gene Ontology annotation, biological process: microtubule cytoskeleton organization; neuron projection development. Bases 129 to 3422 code for a protein of 1097 amino acids.